Laccaria bicolor S238N-H82 is the source of this 948-nucleotide messenger RNA. RefSeq lists its product as uncharacterized. Lineage: Eukaryota; Fungi; Basidiomycota; Agaricomycetes; Agaricales; Hydnangiaceae. The transcript has 6 exons. Bases 1 to 948 code for a protein of 315 amino acids. The record is from RefSeq and is a predicted model, not a curated record.
AUGACUGCAGAGGUAUGGGGAGGUAGUAAGCCAGCAAAUACGUUGGAGUGUCGAGGCUCGACCAAGGCUCGACGUGGAGAAGAGCUGUUUGCAUUCGCGUCCGAGGAUUCUCCACAGUUUCACACUAGCCAUCUCCAACGUGUGACCAUGGUAGCCGAAGCCACUACGCGCCAUCCACUAGCCUGGGUUCAUUUGGAGAUCAUGGAGAAAGUUAUUGAUGUGCUCAACGCGGACCACGAUGUUGACGCUAUGAAGGCGUGUUCACAGACCUGUCGAACCCUCCUUCCUCGCUGUCGAACACAUCUUUUUUCCAAGAUAGAUCUCGACCCUGCUUGCAGUCGAAUACCCCCACUGGUAGAUGACGACGACGACAGUGACUAUUCCCAGACGACUUUUUCGGGAUCCACGCGCAGAAUAACAUUAUUCCUCGAUCUGCUCGACCAGACACCUGAAAUCGCAUUCUACGUGCGGGACCUUGAUCUAUUCAUCCGCCAAGAGGACGCCAACUGCUCCAGAACCAUCCAUGCACUAAACAUGCUCUCCAACCUCAGCUCGUUCUCCCUGCGUCACGAUAAUGUAAAAUACGGGCAGUUUGCAUUAGACUGGGAUGAGAUGUCUCCCAAUUUCAUAUCCGCUGUCUAUCAUGUCAUCAGCUCGCCCAAAUUAACCCAGCUCAAGUUAAGCUCGGUCGUCAACUUCCCUCUGUCCAUCUUCUCCUUGUGCGGUGCCAUUGAGGAUCUCUCUUUUGGGGAUAUCAUGUGGCCAGAGGUUGGAUCUGCACCUCCCACGAUGACUCCCAUUCCCUUGAAGACGCUCACCUGCCAUGAUCACGGCAUUGUUUUCCUCAUCGCGUCAGUCCGUGGAGAAAAUGGAGACACAUUCGUGAACGAGAUACUACGCGCAUCUGAAGCUCUUGUCAGAGUCGAGUUCUAUGCGUACUCCGAGUGA